UGGUAGACCUGGGGUAAGGGGAAUAACUCGUACACAUACACUUGGUGUCAUUGAUGCGUUUUAUUACGGCCCUUAAUUUCAAGCAUCUGUGUACACAGAUCGUUUACCUUGGAUACUGUGACAGACGCUGAUUAACAACAAUGAGAGGUUUGUUCCAAUCGAAAAUAAAAUCUAAACGCUCGAACUUUUUUAAAAAUUUAAACAGGUCUAUUAACUUACAAAACGCUAAUGACCAUACUUAUGUAAAACAUAAUUACAUCGAUAUCGGGGCUGAAGAGGAAGUGGAGGAUGAAAUCGAAGGAAUGGUGAUAGACAAUGAUUGGCAAGUUGGCAGACGCAUCGUAGAAUUGGGUGUCCUGGCGGAAAAGAUGUACUGUUGUAGGUGCAAUGUUCCUUUGCACCUGCAUGAUACCAUCCAUGAAAGAACAACAGGAUUUGGCAGUUAUCUCCACAUAAUGUGCACCAACCAAGAAUGCCGAACAGUGACAGAUGUGCCAACUGGAAAAGUCGGUCCAACUGGAUCAUUCAAUAUCACUGCCAAGAUAGUUAUAGGAAUGAUACAUGCUGGCCUAGGAUAUGCACAAAUAAGAAACUUUCUGACAGAGUGUAACUUGCCAGUGAUGAGUAAAUCUUGCUUCCAAAAACAUGAGAAGAAAAUUGGAAAAAUCUUUGUGUCUGCUGCUGAAGAAUCAUGUAAGAAUGCCCAACAACUGGAAAAGGAAAUUUCUGCAGAUAAGGAGUUGGAGCUUGAGGUCAGUUUUGAUGCAGGUUGGCAGAAACGGGGAUCCGGAUUUAAUUACAAUAGCUUAACAGGACAUGCUUCAAUGACAGGAAAGCAAACAGGGAAAGUGACCUGUUAUGAUAUCAGAAGUAAAAGUUGUAAAUUUUGUGAGCAUCAUGAGGGAAAGAAAGACACAGUUCCAAGUCAUGACUGCUGUAGAAAUUGGUAUGGGUCUAGCAAGUCUAUGGAACCAGAUAUGGCUGUUUCCAUGGCACAUAAGAUGAAUGAUAAUGAAUGCCCGAUUGAUGUAAUUCAUGCUGACAAUGAUUCUACUACCAUGUUAAAACUGAAACUGGACUUUGAAAACUUGAAGAAAAAGGACGACCAAAAUCACACUACAAAGGGAAUAACAAAAUCACUGAUUGAAUUGUCUAAAAGGCACAAGGAGCUGAAGCCAGGAGAAGUAAUUCCCUAUUUGAACCGAUGUUUCAUGUAUGCUAUAACACAGAACAGCAGUAGUGAACUUGAAAUUGAUGAGGGUCUUUCCAGAAUUGUUCCCCAUGUCUUUGGAGAUCAUGAAUUGUGUGGUGCAGUAGACUGGUGUACAUUUAAAGAUGAUCCUAUAUCUUUCAAAUAUAAAAGUCUUCCUAAUGGAAAGCCUCUGAUUAGUGAAGAUUUGAGGAGAGAUUUAGAGAAUCUUAUAGAGAAAUAUAAGAGCAAAGCAUCUUCACUCAGAAAUUUAGGAUCCACACAGGCUAAUGAGAGCUUCAACCAUUCUCUGACCUUUCGUUUAAAACAGGCAUUUGGGUUCACGAAUACAUGUCUGUUUUUAAAGAAAGCAACUUGUUUUUCUUUUUAUUAAGUAGUGCAGUGAA
Messenger RNA from Mytilus trossulus (common blue mussel), 1596 nucleotides. RefSeq lists its product as uncharacterized. The transcript is spliced from 6 exons. Lineage: Eukaryota; Metazoa; Mollusca; Bivalvia; Mytilida; Mytilidae. Bases 141 to 1583 code for a protein of 480 amino acids. The record is from RefSeq and is a predicted model, not a curated record.